AUGGUUGCCCCGCCGGCCCUCCCAGCGCCCCGAGGUGCAGCGCCCGGCACCCGCAGGGAAGGCGGCUCGGCGCGCGGCCUCAGGCCCACCCUACCCCCGGACCCAGCCCUCUCGCAACCUCUCCUCCUCCUCACCGUCCCCGACUCCGUUCACUUCAUCGGCUCCUCCUCGGAUCGCUUCCCUCUCCGGCUUCCUUACUUCGGCCUUACCGCGGCCUCACCUGAGGGCCCGGCCGCCCACAGCGGGUCGUUAUGA
This is a messenger RNA of Rangifer tarandus platyrhynchus (Svalbard reindeer), 255 nucleotides long. The record is from the annotation of a GenBank genome assembly. Lineage: Eukaryota; Metazoa; Chordata; Mammalia; Artiodactyla; Cervidae.